UGUCUGGGUGACCUGGCCACACUCCUCCAAUGUUCGCUGAGUCCCAAGGUGAGGUGAGGGCUCAGGGUCAGAGAAACCCCAGGCACAGAGCCCGCGGUCGCUGUCCCCAUCGUGUGCCUGCGCCGGGUCCUGGGUCUGGGCCUGCCGGGGCAGGGGUGAGGCAGGUGCUCACCGGGGUAGGACAGGGGUGGCGGGAACAGGCAGCCUUCUCUGGCCGGAUCUGUGGGAACUGGGUGGUCAGAAGCCCAAGGAGCAGAAGUCAGGCGGGCAGGGCCUCUGAGCUCUGACCUGAGUCUAGAAAAACCUUCAGGGAGAGGUCAGCUCAGAGCCUCAGGCCUUCAUCUCUGGGGACACCUGUGGGAGGCAUCAUCUGCUUGUAUCUGGUGCGGUGUGUGACCCACGUCGAAGCUUGGUGCCCAGAGAAUUGUCCCAAUUCCUCUGUAAGGUCUGUGGGAGUAGAGCCUUCCUCACAUCCAGAAAACAUGCAUUGCGUGCCCACUACCCACAUGGCCCGCGUGACACCUGAGGACGCAAGAUGGAAAGACCUUCCUGGACCUCAGGAGCCCCGAUUCCCUUCGGAAGCUCCUGACUUCGCCCCCCGCCGGACGGGGACCCCCCAGCCGGGGAGGAGGGGGUCCUGGUCCUGCUGCUCUGCUUGUCCAUGAUGCUCGGGUGCCCUGAGACACGGGACACCGUCAAGUGAGGCGCCUUGGCACCUGGCAUACAGUAGGCGCUCAAUAAUGUCAACCGCCCGAAGAUGAAAGGCAGCACUGCUCGGGAACACACAGUGCCAGAUGUCCCCGGCCCACAAGGCCCAUUGAGACCCCACAGGUAGAUUCUGUUAGGACAGUAGAGUUGGGCGUCUGCUCCGGGAUGUGGGUCGAACUAUUUCCAGGUCCAGAUAUAACGACAGGUUGGUGGCAUCCUCAGCGGUAAUUUUCCCCCAGGUCAGGUCGGGGCCCUGCUCCGAUUGUCAGAGUCUGGCAAGCAGGCCCUUCUAGAUCUGGGGACCCUACAGACAAUGGGGACAGUGACUUGCCUCCCCCCUCCCCAGGAUCCCUUGGCAGGGGCCCAGGAAAGGAAGGGGGGAGGGGACAGAGUAUUGGACCCUCACCAGCUAGAAAGGGCCGAGGCCACUGUCACUGGGCCUGGAGGGUCGGGGGCAGGUCUGAGUACGUGGCCAGGGUCCGCCCCCGGGUUGGCCAUCUCCAGGAGGGAGGGGCCCUUCCACGCCGGGGUGGGGGGGUUUUGAGGGGUUUGGCAAUAGACGGCAGUGUCAUGACUGGGGUCCUGGCCCUGAAGGUCAUCGGGGGGGGGGAGGCUCCCGUGCCGUGUCAGAGCCGGUGUCCCGAGGGACGACAGUGCAGGCAGGACCCGGCUGCUCACACACCCCAGGGUGGGAGGGCCUCAUCACUAGCCCGGUUCCCUCUGGGAUUGCUGUUAGAGACGCCAGGCGCGUGGCGCCCCUGUGCACUCAGGAUCCACCCCGCGGUGCGACCUUGGGGUGCACAUGACUCAGUAUCUCGUGUUUGUUUCUGGCGCACGCGGGAGGUAGACGCAUUUCCCGUUCCUCUUCUGUCGGUCCCCGUCCGAUGGCCACACGUGCGCGCGUUAUGUUUGGGCUCAGUGGCCUCCCUCUCCUGGGGGAGAGACUCCAUUAUGCUGUUGAUGAGCGUCUACAAUAUACCCUCACAUUUCUCUGUUGGGAGCCAGCCGCGGGCUCCUGACCUGAAAUGCUGACGGGAGCUGGAGACAGAAGGAGUUUCUAUCCUCAGGGGUUUCCCGUCCUCAAGGUCAGUCCUAUUUCUGUGAAAGGAAAUUAGGGAAAUGUAGAGUCAGGACUGGGAGCUGCUGGGAAUCUGCUCAGGAGUAAAGCCAACACAUUCCGGACGCAGGAGGUUUAUCCUGGAGACGGGCAUUCUGGAUACAAUUGGAGGCUUUCCGGAGCAUUGGUGACCUCACCGGCCCCACAGAGUCCCAGUGAUUCACCCAGUGACCCCUGGAGCGUCUCCAAAUCCCUCCGUGUUAAGAGCUCACUGGCUCAGGUCCAUGGAGCCAUUUGUCCCCGGACAUGCAGGGAAUGAGUGAAAAAGAUGAGAUUCUCACUGGGUCUGGUCCUAAAGCCGCUCUCCCAGCAGCUGACUGUGGCCCCGGCACGUCCAGGAGGGUUUCCAGCCCGAAGCCCUCGGGUCAGCACAGAAGCCAUGUUGCCCAGGGCGCAUUCUCCAGCUCAGGGUCAUGAUCUAAAUUAGCUGCUGCCAGUCUGGUUAGAAAGUUCCGGAAGCGGCUGAGUGUGGGAGAAGUAAGCCCCACGGUGAGCAGGGCUGGAGGCGCUGGCCCACCUGUGACGCAGGCAGUGCAGGGGGGUGGCUGUGGUCAGCAGGGGCCUCUUUGGACCUCAGAUGCUGCAGGGUUCAGGCCACAGGGCCUGUUUCCUCUGCCUGGGGGUGUGAGAAAGGAGAGAGGCUGUCCGGGGGCAGGCCUGGACUCCCUCCCCCUUCCCCUCCAGUGGGGCUUCUGAAGGUCAGGAGGGACUGAGGUCUGGACAGACCAGUGGCCUAUGAGCCUGAGAUGUGGGCCUGGCCCCGCCAUGUCCCGGCUUCCAGACCGUGGGCCCAUCAAAUACCCUAAAUGGGCCCCGACGUCGCUCAUCUGUAAAAUGGACGCUAAUCUUGAUAUCCGCCGCCUCUCGCAGGGACCGAGCCUGGGAACCGCAGAAACCAGACACGCUGUGCACGGGUGACGUUAGCUCUUGCUGGCCAGGACGGCGGCGAGUGACAGAGAUCAGUAUGUGGGGUCGAAAUGUCCGUGGUGGGGUGCCGGCGUGGCACGUGUGUUGGCGGCCCCUCCCGUGUCCUGACCUGCAGCUGCUGGGGGUUCCCUCCUGGGCCCUGGGCCCCGCCCCCCACGCAGUGGUUUGGGUGAGCAGACACUCUUCCCCCGAGGCGCUCCCCGGGGUGCAGGGACAGGGACAGGGGCAUUGCCGACUUGCUCCCCAUCACACCAAAGUGACCAGUGGUGAGCUGCCCGGGCGUGGCCUCCGUCCGAGGAGUUUCUCACCGCGAGGCCAGGGACUGAGCCUUCUGAAGGACUGUCCCCCUUACGGGACAGGAGCGGGGGAAGAAGGCGGUGUUGAUGCUCUCUUGUCCGAGAGCACAGAGCAGGUCGGGAGCCCAGAGUGGACGGGGUGACUCUCGGAAGCCACACGGUGGGAAGGGACGGGGCUGGGAUGUUGGGCCUCAGAGAUCACAGUUAGGAGUCCAGUCCCUGCUCCGCCCUGCUGAGUGACCUGCGAUGGUCGUCCACACCCUUAGGAUGGGCUUCCGCAUCCCCAGAAGGGACUUCCCAGCCUAUAGGCUGACUGCCUUCAGUUCGUGUCCCCGGCCAUCCUGGGGUCCAGCCUUAGGAUCCGAGGCUCUGAGCAGCUGGGGGGAGCCUCCGUGGGCGGGGAAAGGGCACGGCCGGCGGGGAGUUAUGGGGCUGCUCCCCCCAGGGUCCACGGGAGACAAGGUUCUCAGAGGUCGUGGGGCCCCGUCUGGGGAGAAGAGGCCUGACCCUCAGCAGGUGGCCGUGAGUCUGAGGCAGCCGAGCCUGUGGACGGAGGAGCCCGUCCCUGCCCCCUGCCUGUGUGUGAGAGCGGGCCCAGGGCUGGCAGAGCCUUAGGGGGACGCGCUGGUGGGGUGCUGCCCUGUUGGGGGGGUUGCCUUGUGGGGGGGCAGGGCGGGUCCGGGUGCCCGGAGGGCCUGGGGUGCUGGCAAUAACGAAACGCCCCUGUUUGCACUGGGGUGUGGGGGGUGGGCCCUUCCCACAAAGCACUUUGUUCUUGUGCUCAGAGCGUCUUCCUUAGACACCCGACAGUUAAGUGCAGAGAAAAUCAGAAAGGAGAUUUGACUCAUUCAAUGUUGUUAAGACAGAGGACAGGCCCAAAGCAGGGGCGACACUGUGUCCCUGGUACAGUGGUUUGUGCAACUUUGGGCCUGGCCAUCGGCUGGCCCUGGGGAGCAGGGCUGCCUGGGUGGAGUGUGAACCCAGGGAAACAGGUAAGGGGUCCCAGCAGUGCCGGCUGCGGAGCUGAGAUCACCAGGCUGGUCGUGCCCACAGGUCGGGGCGUCUCCCACACAGCGCCUCACCCAGGGGGGGUUCCUAUGUUUAUUACACCAUCGUUCCCCGAGGGUCCCUGCAGGUGCCAGAGAGAAGAGGAAGCAUCUGAAUGGCUUAUCUAGAGCAGCCAGCUUGUCCUAGACAGUUAGCUCCGCCCUUGGGGUGGGAAGGGCCUAAGAGUGUUCUGAGCAGAAGCUCGCCUCUUCUCUUGCCUCUGCCUUCUGGAUGUUUCCUCCACGGCCAACUCGGCCCAGACCAAGCCUGAAGGAGGCAGCCUGUGAUGGGAGCCCACUCAGAAGACCCCCACCUGUGCUGGGCCUCCCGGCUCCUGGGGUUCAGCAGCCUCGUCCUCAGUGCGGCGGCUCCUCUAAAGUAAUGGGACACAACAAGCCAAGGACACAAGCAGAUCCAAACCGCAAUGGGACGCAGCAGCUGGAACGUGGGGACAGGGACCUGCCGUCCGGGCCGGGCAGCGUCAGGCGGGAUGCAGCCGCCUGCUGUCGGAAUGAGGGAGUUAGUGACGACAUCAUUGCGUAGAAGGAUCUGGAAUCUUCUACAAGCUCUACUGGCCUGAGCCCUUCUCUGGGUUCUCUGCUUCCUAGGAGAGCCAGGAACGAUGUGAACACAGCGAGGGGGCAGGCCCCGCGUGAGGACAGCUCACGGACCUGGAGAGGGGUCUGGGGCCCUGGCAGGCAGCGGUCCCCCAGGCGGUCCUGCCCUGCUGCAGGGGACACAUGGGUCUUCCUUUCAGGACAAGGCGCCUUCAGCACUGUGAUCAACGGUUCUGGAACUCAUGGAUCUCAAGUGGAGGAUUCUGGAAACCUGGUUUCUCUGAAGGGAACACAAGGAGGUUCUGUGUCAUUUCAUAUGAUCAGACAUCCAGAAUUAGCUCCAGGAACCAAGCUGGAGAAGAUUUCUUGGGCCAUUAAAAACAAGCCCGAAUACCUACUUUUCCUGCUCGUGUCUCCUGGGGAAGAUGUUCCAAAAUGGGUCAACUUCCAGGACAAGCUCGAGAAGAGGGUCCAUGUGCUCAACACCACGACCCUGAGGAUUGACAACCUGACCCUUGAGGACAGUGGGCAGUACUGGGCUCGAGGCUCCUUUACAGGAGGAAGAGAAACGAACCGGUAUUUCCACCUCACUGUCUAUGAGCCCGUGCCCCACCCCCAGAUCCUGGCCAAGACUCCAUCCGUCACACCAGACUGGUGCAAUGUCACCCUGGAGUGCCACGCCCCGGGAACCAGAGAGGAUGUGAAUGUGUCCUGGGAGAGCAAGGGCCUCCCCAGGGAGCUGGAGCAGAGAGGGGUCCCAGGACCGGCCCCCAACCCCUGGACCGUGGCUCUGAAGCUGCCCCUGAGCCAGCCCAGCCCCAGCAUCACCUGUGUGGUCAGCAACCCGGGGGACCGGAAAACUGCCACCCGGGACCUUGGGGAAGUCUGUGCCCACGGGCAAACAGGUCCACAUGGGCCGGAUGGGUCUGCCCACCUGCCAGCUAUCCUGGGGGCUCUUGUGGUCGUGCUGCUGAUCCUCGGAGCUGGACUGUACCUUCUGUGCUCACGUAGGAGGAAGCAGAGCUUGGAGCCUGGGAGAGGGUCGCCGGAAGAGCACAGGGACCAUGAUGAUGGCAUCCAGUAUGCAGAGCUGAGCCAGAAGACUUCCAGGGAGAGCAGGGACCAGGGUUCGGGGGAACCACAUCUCGAACAGGAGACACCGCUCACGACAGUCUACAGUGAGGUCCGCCACCCAGGCCAGGGCUUGAGGGUGAUUUAACUGGAAGGAACAGGGAAUCCAGCCUCCCCCCGACACCUCUGUUGUGCGCGUGAUGCCUGCGGCCCUGGUCCUGCCCCCUCCCCCUCUGGCUGCUCUCAGCAGGGACCGGAUUCAUCCACCCUCCGUGAAUCUCUACGCGGACACGUCGUGCCCAAGUUGAGCAGAAGACACACAUCGCGGCAGAUCGAGGGGGACCUUCGUCGUUAAACGAGUCCAAACUGUGGUCCUGUUCCGCUCAGCCUCAGCCCCUUUGGCAACCGUCAACGGAGCCCACUCUCCCCACGUCUGUGCCCCGGCCGUCGUCCUGUCCGGACCCUCUGCCUCUGGGACCCAUCGACAUGAAGUCUCAACUUCCAGCCUCGACCGGUUCACCAUCAGCCGGCUCAGUCUGUGCUUGAGAGCUGCAAAGUCGCACAGCCAGGGCUUGCCGAGUCCCGGCCCCGUGACGGGCACUGAUCUCGUCACCCUCCUCGUUCGUCACUCACUGGGCCCUCGAGACACUGUGUGAGCUGGGUGUCGUUGUGCCCACUUUGCAGAUGGAGAGCAGGAGGCCAGAAAGGCUGAGUCUCAAGGCCGCACAGCUGGGGGAGCCCGAGCCGCACCGCAGCCAGGGCCUGGGUCCCAGCCGUCAUCUGGUUUCCCGCGUCCUGGGAAACCUCCUCCCUUCUGUGCGGACGUGCUGGCACCUGGCACGGCUCCUGUUUCUCAGGAAAAAGCAGAAGUUGAUGAGUGAGUUCUCGUUCCGCCAGUUAACUUUUCCCUGACCGCUUACUGACCUCUGCCUCCCUCUCUCUCCUGUCCCCACGGGGGACACUGAGCUCCUCCUGUCUAAGAAGGACCUUUCCCUACACGUGAGGCCCCGUCUGAGGCACCCCUCCUCUGGUCCGUCCCCCUGACCCGGCUGGCUCCCUCCCUGCAGCCUGCACCCUGGCUGGGGCUCCGCCUACUGAACGGCUGAUCCCGCACCUGGGCCCCACCUCACGGGACCCCUAGAGCCCCCAGGGGUGACCCCCACGCAUCAGCUGCCACCUCCACCCACAGCAGGUGCCCCUUCUCAGGAAAUGGGCCACACCCUGGACUCCUUCCUUCCUGCUCAGGGGCCCAGAUCCGGUGCCUCUGAAGCCCCAGGCCUGUGCCAAGCGCCUCGGGUGCAACAAGUUUAUUUUGUUGUCGCACUUGUAAGAGGAAAGCCGGAGGCGCUGAAGCCUUAGCGGUUUCUGCCACUUACUCAAGAGGACACAGGACCAGUCCCUGGGUUGGCACACGUGCUUUUCGGCUCCCCUUCCCACCUACUGGGGAUGUGGAUUCGGCUCCCCCUCUUCACCCCUGCGCUGUGUCCUCCCCCCCCCCCCCUCACAGCCCAGCUUCCCUUCUUGUAAUCCAGGGGCCGGGCAACACAGAGCAGGAGCUCGGCCCCCACAGGAGGGAAAGUGUUUUCAGGCCAUGAAUGUGCGUGUUCCGUUCGGAGGAGAGGCUGGUCGCCUACCUGAGCCUCAGGUCACCUCUUGGACGCACAAACUCUCUCCUUCCAUCUCUACCUCUUCCCCCCCAUGCAUACAGAGUGGCCUGCUAUUUGCCGGAAUUAGUAAUCCAAGCAGGACAGAAGUGGGUCUCAAAUGUCCCUGCCUGUCCGUCUCCCCAGCUCAGCCUGAGGCUCCACCGGAAGCAGGUGGAUCCCCCGAGAUCAGAGGAAAGCAGACGAGCUAAUCGCCCCGAAAACCUCAGCUUCUGCAAGGGAGCAUGCACACACCAGCCUCCAGCCAAGCAGCUGCGUGUGCCUCAGAACUAAGGCUUCCAGAAACAUCCAGAUUGCAACUGAAUGGACAAUUCUAAGUAUCUGAGAACGGUAUCCGCGUCCGGAGAGGGGGCAGAGCCGGGCUGUGUCUGAACCUUGCAGUAAAUGUUGUGAAACAAGCCGCUUCCCCCCGCCCCCCACCCCGGGGUCCUGAAACCUCACCCCUGCUGGUGGGCAGGGACCAGGUGAAAGCAUCUCCUGGACGCUGGGCUGCAUGAACUAUAGCAGGUGGCUGGUAUGAUUAACCUCACUGCACACAGUCAGGGAGAGAGGAGCCCCGACCUGAAGUCUGAAAUGAUUCUUAUUUUCAGUGUAGACCAGUCAGGGGCAUGAGGUACACAGGACCAGGGUACCACCCCAAUCGUGAUGGGGCUCCCUGGCACCGGGGACCACCCCCUCUUCAUCCCCUUGUGCGCGACCACAUGCCCCACCUGCCCCCGCACACCUGCUCAGGGCCUCCGUGACCGCCCCCGGCCUGGAGCACAAACUGUUCCAUGUCUGUUCCAUCCUGCUGGUACAAUGGCCCGUCAGUCCCCUCCCCGUUGGCCUCUAUCCUGCCCUCUUGGCAAACUCGCUUACUUCUCUGGGGAAUUUUCUGUAGAUUCCUGGGAGUUUCUACGUAGACAAACAUAAGUAAUGUCUGUGAUCAAGACAGCUUUUCUUUUCCUCUUUCCAAUCUAUAUCUCACUUUAUUUCCUUCUCUUGCCUUAGUGCAUCUGAUGAGACUUUCCCUAGAGCUGCAGAGGAGCGGUGAGCACAAGCACCGUUGGCUCGUUCCCAACGUUAAGGGAAACCAUCCAGUUUUCCGCCUUCAACAGUGAUGUUCGCUGUCGGCUUUUCCGUCAAUACGUUUUAUCACGUGACUCAGUUUCAUUUUCUCUACCUUCGUUCUUCUUAUUUCCUCUCUUCCACUUGCUUUGCAUUUGUUUCGCUCUUAUUUGUAUAGGUUUGUAAGAUAAAUGCUUAAAUUAUAAAUUUGGAGCAUUUCUCCUUUGGUAAACUAUGCUUUGAAUCACGUUCACUUCCUUAUAAGCACCUCGUUCGCGUCUUUUCCCACGUUUUGAUGUCUUGUAUGUGCAUUUCCGCUCGCUUCAAAUGUUGAGACAUUUCCCUUCAGGCGCCCUCUUUGACAUUUGGCUAUGGAGACUUGUUCUGUUUCCUCUGGAAGUGUUUGGAAAUUUCCCGUCAUCUUUCUGUUAUUAAAUUCUACCCGAGGUCUGUCCCA
Messenger RNA from Prionailurus viverrinus (fishing cat), 8891 nucleotides. RefSeq names its product SLAM family member 9-like. The coding region runs from base 4969 to 5871 and encodes 300 amino acids. The transcript has 7 exons. NCBI's taxonomy places the organism in Eukaryota, Metazoa, Chordata, Mammalia, Carnivora, Felidae. The record is from RefSeq and is a predicted model, not a curated record.